Messenger RNA from Ornithodoros turicata, 1228 nucleotides. RefSeq names its product dnaJ homolog subfamily B member 6-B-like. Bases 135 to 1184 code for a protein of 349 amino acids. The record is from RefSeq and is a predicted model, not a curated record. The transcript has a single exon. NCBI's taxonomy places the organism in Eukaryota, Metazoa, Arthropoda, Arachnida, Ixodida, Argasidae. Gene Ontology annotation, molecular function: Hsp70 protein binding.
AAGAAAAACAAAAUUGCACGUUCUAAGGGGAUCCAUGUUGCUCGAGAUUGUGCCUGAUCCGUGAACCGGAUCUUGGACAAGAUGUUAAUAUUCUCACCCUUCUGUGCUUAACAAGGAGAUGGUUGGAUUCCGGCAUGGGCGACGAUUAUUACAGUGUCCUGGAAGUUGACCGGAACGCGACGCCAGAGGACAUACGCAAGGCAUACAGGCGCCUUGCUCUGAAAUGGCACCCUGACAAAAAUCCAAACAACAAGGAAGAGGCUGAGUCUCGUUUCAAAUCCAUCUCUGAAGCCUACGAAGUGCUCUCCGAUGAAAGCAAACGGCGCCAGUAUGACGUGUACGGGAAUUCAGACUUUCGUGACUCACAGCAUUCCGAUACAUCAGCGCGGUACAGUGGCGGAGGGUACGCGUUUACCUUUCGUGACCCCGAGGAGCUGUUCCGCGAGUUUUUUGGCACGUCCGAUCCUUUCCAUGACCUUCUUCGAAACAUCCAGACAGGAUCCGGUUCCCAACCAAGGGGCACAACAGUUAUGACGGGUAUCCCAGGUGGGCUUCCUUUCUUCCAACCGACAUGGGCCACCCUGCUGAGACCAGGGUACCUUUUCGACCUGGACGACAUGCUUUUUCAAGGGGGCUGCAGAGAAAGUGGAGGGAACGGAGGAAGACACCCGCCUUUCUCCGGUGCCCCAACGCAGACAAUGACGUCGAUCCGGUACGUUAACGGCAAGCGAAUCGAAACGCGCACAGUCAUUCAGGACGGGGUGAAGACUGUCCUGUGCUUCGAGGAUGGGCAGCUAGUGUCAAAGACAGUAAAUGGGGCUCAACAAGAAAUCGUGGCCGAACAAGACCAACAGUUAAACCCGGUCAGGGCACCCGGAUCGAGGACUCCAGACGUUACGGACAAUGCACGUCCGACCUCAAGUGGAAACGCAACUCCGGCUACGUAUGGCACGCACGAGCAAGGUUCUCCCGCGAAGGGCCGGACCCCUGGAACUCAAAAAUCGGCAAGCGAUAAGCCUGGAUUGCAUCAAAAUCAAAGCCUCAAGGUCGCCGGAACAAAGACGCCAUCCAAGGGUGCACGUUCAAAUAAAAGUAAGGGUCACGCGGGCAAAGCAGGCAGCCCGACCAAGAGCAAAAAAGAUGACAAUCCGAAGGGUACCAAGAGGCAGGGGAAGAACGUGUAAAGCGCAUUUUCACUGAGAAUAAAUGAGUCGAAGGUCUAGUAAUA